Molecule: messenger RNA, 902 nt
Organism: Colletotrichum navitas
Lineage: Eukaryota; Fungi; Ascomycota; Sordariomycetes; Glomerellales; Glomerellaceae
Exons: 1
Coding region: 355-822 (155 amino acids)
Source: RefSeq, a predicted model, not a curated record
GCGGUUGCCGCUUAGGGGCUUGUGGAACUCGAUGGUCAUUGGUGGUCAGGCUGAGUGAGACGUCCGAUACUUGAGCCUAGAGAGUGUCGCCGUCAUGAUGUGUGUUUUGACAAGCAAAAGCUGGACGAUCUCUUAGCUGAGCAAAAUCAACCACCGAUAUUGUCACCUGGGAUCUGACCAUCGGCAUGAUCUGUUACUUGACUGCGCAGAACGAAAAGAAUCAACAGCGCAACAACCACCGAUUAAGUCAAGAGUCGGUCAAUACGUUCAAAGUUGGGGACGGCAACGAUUCCCAGGGUUGAACACGCGAAUCUUAGCAUCCUUCUAGCGCCUUGGCGGGGGGAUCCAACCCGAAUGACACGAGCUAAGCGAUGCUGCUUGGCCGCCACCCGAGCUCCUAGCCGAGGAACCGACAAGGAUCUUGAGGGCCGUCUGGCAGUGAAACCGCCAUUAGAAGUACGAGGGAGGCAUGCAGCACCCUCGGGUCCCUCGGAUCGCUUAGCCAAAGUGCAUGCAUGCCUGCUCUUCUGCUCCCCUCGUGGCGGCGCCAUGGCCGGAGUGUCAGUCCGGCGUGUCGUAAAUAGGAUUUGGUUGAGUUGGGUCUGGUCUCUGCGCUCAGACUGUCGGAGCAAACAGGGAACCCCGCCGAACGGCGAGAAAAGCUGCUUCUUGAACCCUUUCCGCCAAUCAAUCAUGACGCCGAAAUCUUCAAAGUUUCUCCUCGGUGAUGCCGUCUUUCGCGCCGUGCUCGUCGCGCUUAUUUGGACUUCCGAGCGAGCCAACGUGAGGUAUAGCGAAUCGGCUGGCGGGCCAUGUUUGUAACUCGCAUAGACGACGCCGAAUAGUCGCUUCGUGAUGCCCAUGGUAUCAAUUCCUGAUAAAUUUGCAAAUAUGGGCAUGCU